AUGCCCGAAAGCCCGUUUCGAUCAGGGACGCCUUCAAAGAUGCCAUCAGCGUUCGGUGAGAAGACCUAUAAGAAAAAGAAUAACAUGCCGAGAAUCAUUGAUAGAAAUCGGCGAGUGACAGUCACAACAUUUGACUUGGCACCUAUUCAGGUAAGCAAGGAAGAACAUGAAAAAGAACGCUCUCGGUGGUUAGGAAAAAUGGAGGAAGUAGAGAAAAGGUUGAUGGAUGCAGAGACGUUGAACUCUUCACUCACAAUUAAUAAAGCUGAAUUGAAAAAGAAAAUAGUUGAAAUGGAGAAAGGACAACGCCCGAUGAUUGAUGCCAAUCGGAAACUAUCCGAUCGCAACAAGACUUUGCAACAGGAGAUGAAAAAAGUCGAGCAGAGAUUCAGCCACAGUCGGGACGAUUUUCUCACUCUGAAAGAUAUUCACGAACGCCUACUCAAAGAAAACGCCUGUCUCAAGGAAAAACGUGUAUCUCCUGAAAAGUUGGAAGAGCUAAGCCGGUACCGUGGAAAAGUUCUUGAGUACUCCAAAUGUAUCACAGCACUUCGAAGUUCUGCAUAUGAAAAAGACAAAAGAUAUGAGAUGUUGGUACAAAAGUUCAAACGCCUCCAAAAAUGUCUUAAGAAAAGUGAAACCGACGAUGACAGAAUGAGCAAUGGUGGAAGCGAUUGUUCAGCGGCAAGUACUGUCAGCCUUGAUACGAUUACAGAGGAUUUCGAAGAGGUAUUUGCCAAGGAUAUCGAGACUGACUAUCAGGCAUUGUAUAGAGAAAACGCCGAGUUGCAACGUGCUUUGAAUGAAUUGCAAUUGAACACCUCUGACCUGAGUGAAGAAAGCUUUCUACGAGACCAGAUCAGUUUUGCCAAUUCCACUAUCGAACAGCAACAACUUGUCAUUGACGCGACACAGGACAUGAUGUCCCAAACUGCUCAACUCAAAUCGACCAUUGCCGGUCAACAGGAACAUAUUCGGUGUUUGGAAACAACUAUUGAUGACUUGAAACAACAAAUCGAGUCGCAAACUGAGAGAAAUGAUGUGCUCGAGUUUCAAGUGCUCGAAAUGGAGGAAAAUCAAAAACAACAGGAAACUCUUGCUGAAAAGAGUGCAAAGUUCGAAUCAGAAAAAUGUCAACUUCUCAAAGAACUCGAGGAAGUUAAGAAGGCUCAUGCUACCCAACUCGAAAAUCUGACAUCAAUCAGAAAAGAACUCGAAGAGCACAAGUCAGCAGCUCCGUCAGUGAACCCAACAGCGUCCGAAUCGGAACAAGUGAAAGCCCUCCAACUAAAACUGGAACAAGCUGAAGCUGCUAAUGUUACGAUUAAUGAAGAACUGAGAUCGGCUUCCAAAGAACUCGGCAAGAUCAGAUUCCAAAUGCAAGGAAAAGAAAAUGACUUGAAUAGAGAAAGAAAGAUGACAGAGGCUCUCAGCGCACAACUUCAAUCAGUGGUGUCAUCAUCACAAGAAGAGGCAUUGAAGAAGGAAGAUGAACUCAAAAAACUCAAAGCCACAGUUGAGCAACAACAAUCAGAAAUUGAGAAAAUGAGUGCCGACAAGAAGGAAGCUGACCAGAAAUACAAGAACCUUGAGAAGGAAUUUGCAGCAUUCAAAGAUGAACAAAGACCAGAAAUUAGAACUGAAUUGGAGAGAAGAUUCGAGGAAGCCAAGUACAGACUCAAGAAUGCACUCGAAAAAAUUCAUGACUAUGAGCUUCUGUAUGAGGCAGCCAAAAAAGCAGAGAGUGAUGGUAAAAUCUCACAGCAUUUGGAGGAAGAGCUUAUUGAGGUCAAGGAGUUCAAUGCUCAUCUUGAACGUCAGUUCCAAGCACAAUCGGACAUCAUUGAAGCAUUGAAGAAGAAACUUUUGCAACAUAGAUCUUUCUGUGACAAGAUCAAUAAGUUGUCAGAGCUUGAAGAUGCUAGCAGAAUUCAAGAAGAGCUGGUGAUGUUCUCCAGAGAGAAUAAUUGUGAUGAGGGAAAACUGGCAGCAAAUAUUGCACUUAUUAUUAAGGAUAUUCGAAAAAACACAUUCUACUCGCCAUUGGAAAUCUCCACUGCUCACCAUAAGAUUCGCCCCUAUAGCUCCGUUGACUCAUCGGCCGAGUGGCAAUCGAACAGCAGUGAAGGAAUCGUCUCACCAGACGAGCAUGACGAAUAA
This is a messenger RNA of Caenorhabditis remanei, 2160 nucleotides long. RefSeq lists its product as uncharacterized. The transcript has 16 exons. The record is from RefSeq and is a predicted model, not a curated record. Bases 1 to 2160 code for a protein of 719 amino acids. Lineage: Eukaryota; Metazoa; Nematoda; Chromadorea; Rhabditida; Rhabditidae.